Messenger RNA from Marasmius oreades (fairy-ring Marasmius), 1584 nucleotides. RefSeq lists its product as uncharacterized. The transcript has 8 exons. Gene Ontology annotation, cellular component: Ino80 complex. Bases 1 to 1584 code for a protein of 527 amino acids. The record is from RefSeq and is a predicted model, not a curated record. Lineage: Eukaryota; Fungi; Basidiomycota; Agaricomycetes; Agaricales; Marasmiaceae.
AUGGCAUCUUCUUCGACGAACGUCGGGGCACCCUCAAGCUCCCGUGGACGAAGACUGUCAUGGCCCCCCGAGCCCAUACCACCGUUCAGUGUUGGAUAUCUCAGCCGUAAAGCUUUGCCCAUCAAGCGUAAUGACGCAGAGAUGCUAACCCGCGAGGAUAUUCAAUAUAAUCUCCUCGAGCACAUAUUCUCAGACACAAGCGCAGUCUUUACGCCGCCACCGUCCUCCAAGUCGGACGCAACAAGACAGGGACCAUUGUCCAAGAUUUCUUUCAAAGAAUUAUAUACCAAUACCUUGUAUAAUUCACCCAAGUGUUCCAAAGUCGUCAAGGAGAAGAUGGUCGAAACUCCUGCUUUUGCAGUCGAGCUGGCCAAAAUAUCCCUUCUCACCAAUGUGGGCAGGAUCAACACUACCAUGGCUUUCUUUCCCGAGAUGAAGACUGCGUUGCGGACCUAUCAUCCCGUACCAUCGCUUCAGAAGACUGAUGGAAACGCCCAGGACGCUCCUCGAAUCAAGAAUUGUCUAAAGGCUGCCCUACUGCCACAUGAACUCCCCGUGCCUCCCUCAUCACCUGAAGAGGUCUUGGAAAGAUUGGUGAGUCUCUUCGUCAGGUUUCCGGUACUCUCGUGUCUGGAACUACCGCAGAGGGCAGGACAGCGCCCUCCUACAAGCGUCGUGAAUCUAGUCUUUGUCCUUUCCAAUCAUACCGCACCGCUGGCAGCAAGACAUUUUGAUGGCACUUUCAACUUUCUAGAUCUCUUCAUACCCAAGCACCUGUCCUCUUCAGACCGUGCACGGACGUUUUUAUGGUUAAUGUAUCAUUACUUAGAGUCCUCGGAGGGCACGAACCCUUUCGACGAUAACCACUCUCGCGAAAAUCCACCCAAGGCCCCAUUCCUUCGAACCCUCAGUGCUGCAGAGAUGGCUACAGAGAACGUCGAUACGCGAGAAGAGAUAGAGUGGGGAAAGAAGAUGUCAGGGCAGCGGAAUAUCUUUCUGCGAAGACUCGUUUCGACCCUGGAAACUGACAAGAAAAAUAAGGCAACUGCACCUCAUUUUGUUCCAGCGACCCCUCACUCAUCAACGACGUCGACGGGUCGUGCCCACCACCAACGAAGAGGGUCGAGCUCCACGAAGGAGGAAACCCCCUUUAUGUAUUAUGUUCCAGGGCAGGAACAAAACCCACCUAUCGCCUCGACGAGUUCCUCCGUUCGGCGGCACGCUACACGCUCUCAGCCCGAGGAGAUAUCAAUAUCUCGUACAAUACAACCAGAACCGAUCAUUCGUCCACGCUCACAUACCGCGGUUCUGCAAUCGCGCCCUUUACGCCGGUACUUCUAUCCCACGGGUCGAGAGAGAACAAUGAUACGUCGUAAGAAAAAGUUCCGCAGACGAGUUCCGAGCGUUGAAUUGAAAUCUCUCGGUUAUGAAGAACCGGAUGAGCAUGUUCGCGCAGAUUACGCCCGUCGCCUUGAUGUGUUAAAUCGACUGCGGCAAAAGACCCCUACUCCGGAGCCUGCCGAGUCUGGCGACCAGAUGAGGGAUCAUCGACAUUGGCAAGGACACGGGCUUCCGAGAGGCUGA